Periconia digitata is the source of this 1270-nucleotide messenger RNA. The record is from the annotation of a GenBank genome assembly. NCBI's taxonomy places the organism in Eukaryota, Fungi, Ascomycota, Dothideomycetes, Pleosporales, Periconiaceae.
CCCCAGGAGAACCUGCACUGCCGAUCUCGUCGACAAACGAAAUCCCUACGCCUUGAACUGUCACGGGCUGAUUAAUCCAGCAACUCGUGCCGCUCCAGAGCGUUCCUGGCGAGACGCAGUCCUCCCACUAGGCCCUUGCCCCGUGUCGUAACGUCAUCUCUCACUUUUCCUCUCAUUCAUCUGUGCAGCCUCAUCGUCCCUCAUUUCCUACACUCACUUUAGUCUCGAAUCUUCAGUGUUCUAUCCCAAGAGCAGUUAAAUUCCAAAUUCACAACCGUCGUGCUAAUACAGCCAUCUAAUCCCCAACACGUUUGUUGCACUCAACAUGGCAACCGAAGCUCACUGUGCCUACUGCUUCGAGAUCCUCUCAUCCAGCCUUGAGAAGCGUGCUCCUCUCAAUCUCCGCCAAGUAGAGCAACUCUGGAAACAAUGGAACCCACAAUUUUCAUCAAAGUCAGCCGAGAUCUUAGACGAGAGCACCGAACCCUCAGAAUCCAUCGACGAUACCGAUGGCAACGUUACUCUCGCUGCCCCACUCGACAACUCCAGCCCUACAACCCACCGUCCGGCUGCUGUUUCAAGGCUCCUUAAUCCUUCACCAUCGACAACGAGUUCCUCUAGUGUACAGAGCACCACCAGUUCAACACCCAGCGCGGCAAGCGAGGCCAGCUCCUCAACCAGCAAGAAUAGCAGUGGGAGUAGCGUGCUAUCGUCGCUAGGCAAGAGGCUGCGGGGUGCGGAGAAGGAGAGGACCGAAGAUGAUAGCCCAUUGUUCGUGACAUGGAAUGUCAUGCCUUCACGACCGGGCGGUGAAAAGAGGCUGAGGGGAUGCAUCGGAACAUUCCAGCCACAAGAGUUGGAUGAUGGACUUCGGAGUUAUGCUCUGACUUCCGCGUUCGAAGACACCCGCUUCCGUCCCAUUACCAGAGGCGAGCUAUCUACACUUGAAGCUGGCGUCACACUUCUUACUGAUUUCGAGUCCAUCUCCGACCCCAUGGAUUGGACUUUGGGUGUGCAUGGCUUGCGCAUCUCUUUCGAGUACAAAAAUCGCCGCUACGGCUCUACAUAUCUGCCCGAUGUCGCGAGAGAACAAGGUUGGACAAAAACUGAGACUAUUGUCAGUCUGAUGCGAAAGGCCGGAUGGAGCGGGCGAUCAUCUACGUGGGAUCAAGUUGAUCUCAAAGUUGUCAGAUACCAAGGUCGACAGGCGAAGCUAGAUUACACAGUGUGGGAGCAAUGGAGGAAAUGGGUUGAUGGUUUGGAAGAGUAA